AUGUCUUACGGAUACGGCCCAGUUGACGGGCCACAUACUUGGUCAAAGAAAUUUGAACAUGCUGGAGGAUCUCAUCAAUCCCCAAUUAAUAUUGCAACAUCCGAUGUUCAAAGAGAUCCCACUCUUAAGGCCUUAAAAUGUGAUUUCAAGGGUAUAACUGAAAACCUUCUGAUUGUUAAGGAACACAACUUCCAAAUUUCUAUUCACGGCAUUGCCUCCAUGACUGGUGGGCCCUUGUCCUCCAGUUACCGUCUAGCUCAAUUUCACUUCCACUGGGGCUCCGAUGACCAUUGGGGCUCGGAACAUUUAGUUGAUGGACGCAGUUUUUCCGCAGAGCUCCAUCUAGUAUUUUUCAAUGAAAAGUAUUCUAGUUUUCAAGCUGCAAUUGAAAACAAAGAUGGGAUUUCUGUCUUAGGAGUAUUUUUGCAGGUGAUUUAUGCAAAUUAUUUAGUUAAAAUGUUUUAUUUUAUCAGGCUUUCAAAACCUUAG
Messenger RNA from Protopolystoma xenopodis, 489 nucleotides. The record is from the annotation of a GenBank genome assembly. Lineage: Eukaryota; Metazoa; Platyhelminthes; Monogenea; Polystomatidea; Polystomatidae.